CAGCUAGGUGGCGCCGCACCACACGCUGUCCUAUGGACUUGAUUAAUUGGUGUUACCGUCCACCCUCGGCCGGAGGAGGGAAGUUGCCCUCCUGCACCUCUGAGCAGGGAAUCCUCCUCGUCAGUAGCAGAGCAGCUCAUGUGGAGGAAACAGCGAGGACAGAGAGCAGCUAGCAUGCGCGGACAAUUCACGUAAAUGGCGCGAUUUAAAAGGAGUUUAUACCAGCGUCUGCUGUUUGUCGUUUUUCUUCCAAUCACAGGUGUGUUGAGCUUUAGUGAGUUGUUUUUCAUCAAGGAGCCCCUCGAUGUCACCGUCAUACGGAAAGAAGCAGCUAUUUUGGACUGUCAGGCGCGUGGAGAGGCGCCCAUCGACGUCAGAUGGCUCAAGAGCGGAGUACAAAUCGCGGAGAAUGAGCGGGUGUACCUGCUCUCCAACGGCUCCCUUUUUAUUUCAGAGGUGGAGAGCAGAAGAGGAGACAAAUCAGACGAAGGGUUUUAUCAGUGCCUUGCUCAGAACAAGUAUGGAGCAAUCCUGAGCCAGAAAGCCCACCUUACAAUCGCAAGUAUUUCCUCAUUUUCAGUCCAGCCGACGUCUAUUGUGGCGACUGAAGGCUCAGUCGCCAGGUUUUCCUGUAAAAUUGUUGCACACCCUCCUCCCAUCAUCACUUGGGAGUUCAAUCGGGUCACAUUACCCCUCGCCACUGAACGAAUCACAGUCCUGCCCAGUGGUGUUCUUCAGAUUCAGGGUGUGCAGCAGGCUGAUGCCGGAAAUUAUCGCUGCAUCGCCACCAAUAUUUCCAGUCGCCGCCGAAGCACGGAGGCAACCCUCACUGUGACGCCAGGUCCCAGACCGCAGCUUCCCCAGAGACCUCGUAUCAUCGCUUCACCACAGAACAUCUCGGUGUCACUGCACCAAACUGCCAUCCUGGAAUGCAUGGCCACAGGCAAUCCCCGACCCAUCAUCUCCUGGAGCAGAGCAGACAGCAAGCCUAUUGAUGUUUACAACACCAAAGUGCUGGGGAACGGCAACCUCAUUAUCACAGACAUCAAGCCCCAGCACGGAGGAGUCUAUUUGUGCAGAGCCACCACACCUGGCACAAGGAACUAUACCAUGGCCUCAGCUAAUGUCACUGUGCUAGCACCGCCUUCUUUGGUGGAGUGGCCUGAGAGCCUUACACGCCCCAGAGCUGGUACCGCCCGCUUUGUGUGCCAUGCUGAAGGAAAUCCAACGCCUCGCAUCACUUGGCUCAAGAACGGAGAAAAAGUUCACUCUAAUGGUCGGAUCAAGAUGUACAACAGCAAACUGGUCAUCAACCAGAUCAUCCCUGAGGAUGACGCCAUCUAUCAGUGCCAGGCAGAGAAUGAGCAGGGAUCAGUCCUCACUAUGGCGAGACUCAUCGUGGUAAUGUCAGAGGACCGGCCAAGCGCGCCCAGGAACAUUCGAGCCGACACUGUGUCGAGCUCUGCUAUCCUUCUGGCUUGGGAGAGACCCCUGUAUAACUCUGAUAAAGUUAUUGCUUACUCUGUGCACUACAUGAAGGCUGAAGGAUUAAACAAUGAGGAAUAUCAAAUUGUCAUUGGAAACGAUACAACUCGCUAUAUUAUUGAUGAUCUGGAGCCAGCGCACAACUACACCUUUUAUGUAGUCGCCUACAUGCCGAUGGGAGCCAGUCGCAUGUCGGACAACGUGUUUCAGCACACACUUGAGGAUGUUCCCCUCCGCGCCCCGGAGCUCAGCCUCACCAGUCGCAGCCCCACAGACAUCCAGGUGUCUUGGCAGCCUCUUCCAGACAAGCUGAGUCGUGGCCGAGUCUGCAGCUACCGCUUGUCCUAUCGUACCAGUUCUGACAGCGCAGUCUCACAGAUAGAACUUCCUGGAGAAAAGACCCAGCAUCUCCUGGAAAACCUGCAACCCGACACCAUCUACCUUCUUCGAAUUGUUGCUGCCACCAGUGUAGGGUGGGGUGAGCAGUCCGCCUGGACAUCGCACCGCACCCCGAAGGCAUCCGGUGCUCAAGUUCCCCUGGCUCCUGAGCUGCAUCUGGAGUCUUUAAACUGCACCACUAUUUUGGUACGUUGGCAGCUGGCACCCAGAAACUCAGCGAGUGUGCGGGGCUACAAGCUAUUCUACCAUGAGGAGAGCCAGCCUGAGAGCACCCCAGUUCAGUUUCACGCCUCGGAUAAUAAACACACCAUCGGAGGGCUCGAUCCAAGGAAGAAGUACCACGUUAAGAUCCUGGCUUAUAAUGUUGUGGGAGAUGGGUACCAAGCAGACCAGACUAUCAGCACCCCUGGAUGUGUCUCUGUUCGAGAUCGCCUGGUACCCCCUCCACCUCCUCCACACAACGUGUAUGCUAAAACCAACAGUUCGACUGCCGUCUUUCUGCACUGGGGCCGACCAGCAUUCACCUCCAGCCACACAGUCAACUACACCGUCCGCUGCAAUCCAGUUGGUCUGCAGAAUGCCUCCUUGGUGCUCUACCUGCAGACGAGUGAACAGAGUCUCCAUGUGCGAGAUCUGGAGCCCAACACCAAGUAUGAAUUUGCUGUUCGCCUCCAUCUUGACCAGCUGUCCAGCCCCUGGAGCCCUGUGGUCUAUCAGAGCACCUUCCCUAAAGCUCCCAUGCGACCUCCUUCCAACAUCAAAGUGACUCUAAUCGAAGAAGACACCGCGCUUGUUUCAUGGAAGCUGCCAGAUGAACUCAACGUACCUGUGACACGCUACACAAUCCUGUACGCAUCCAGAAAUGACUGGAUAGCUGGGGAGUGGCAGGUGAUGGAAAGGGAAGGGACCAUCACCAUGGCACUGCUGGAGAACCUGAAGCCCGGCCAGGUUUACUUCGUGAAGGUUUCAGCAUCCAACGACAUGGGUGACGGUCCGUUUUCUCACGCGGUGGAGCUGACAGUACAAGAAGAUCUCCCCCUUGGUCAUGAUCUCCGGGUUUCUCGUGGCUCCACAACGUUUUCUGAUAGCUUCUACCACCUGGAUCAGAAGUCGAUGACCGGUAUCAGCGUUGGAGUCUGCAUCGCUCUCAUCUGCAUCAUCAUCUGUGCCUUCAUCAUCAUCUGCAGAGGCAAAAACAGGAAACUUUCUGCUGUGAAAACAUACAGAGAGGCAAUGAGCACAUCUGCUGCAGCUGCAAGACCUCCAUCCUCUCAAGGAGAAGCUGAGCAUGCCGAUGUGAGCGUGCCAAUGAUAAAUCAAAACCAUUUUCUUGAUGCAAAGGGUGGAACAGAACUCAUCAUCAAUUCUCUCGGCCCCGUUCAGCACACCGCUGAGAGGAAAAGGAAAUGGUUCUCCUUCAGCAGUGAUGUGAAAAAGGAGACUAAACCCACACAGAACACAAGACUUGACGCUUCCUCUUACCAGCACGGCACCACAGUGCUGACCUACGAAGAGGAGCUUUCUCCAAACCAGCCCACCAACCUGCAGACCCUGCUCGGACGUCCCGGCGACACGGAGGGAUCUUCCAACAGCGAGGGCAGCCACGCCACCGGUGACUCAGGCCGCUACUCUCAUGACGAGACUGAGCUGACCAACCUAUCCUCGGGGCCCAGCAGCCACCUUGCGUCUCCCACGGCGGAGGACGGGACCGAGUCGGACUGUAGCAGCUGCGCCGAAGAGCUGAACGAACUCUCAGAGGAAAAUCAGAGCAAACAGAAGGCGAAGGAGUCAAUGAAUGCUGGCAGCUGUCGACACGAAGCCCAGAGCAGAGUGUGAAGGCGUGUGUGUGUGUGUGUGUGUGUGUGUGUGUGUGUGUGUGUGUGUGUGUGUGUGUGUGUGUGUGUGUGUGUGUGUGUGUGUGUGUGUGUGUGUGUGAAGGCGGUAGUUUACUUGCAGAAACAUUCACAUAAUAUAAAAGUGUGCACACUCACCAGAGCUUUCUUUAUUGUUCAGUUACACUGCACGCCAGUGAGUGCAACCAUGCUGCCUGCUAUUUGGGCUGUUAUGAGUUUGCCUUUUUUGCUUUAAUUGCAUCGCAGAGCUAAGAAAUAGGCACACACAUACCCCUCUGUAAAACAAAAGUGAUAUAAGCAUGUUAAACAGGAAAAGAAACAAAACAGACUAGUCGACUAGACUAAAAGUUUAAAAAAAACCAAAAAACCAUGCCAGAAGCGGUCAAAAGUGAUCACAUUUGAGUGAUCAUGGACGAGGUUAAGCACUGCCUUAAAAGUAAUUUGAAAUUUGUCACAUUUUUGAGUAACCAAAGUGUUUAAAUGUCACUGAAAUGUGUGGCUUUUAGCACAGUGCUUUACGUCACACACAUGCGCCUUAAAGAACUAAUGUGGAGUGGUUAUAUGUCAGUUUACUCUGACAUAGCCGAUAUAAAAAUCCUUUUAAUGAGGAAAGUACUGAAAAGACACCUUUUUUUCAUGUUUUUUUUCCAUCUGCCACAGGAUAACAUCUUAACUUGCAUUGUAUAUGAAUGAUAUAAAUUAUUAGGUAACCUGACUUUGUUUCUGUUGCCAUCUUGUAAGGACGGCAACAUUUAAUCAUCUUGUCAUAUAUUCAUGAACAUCUCUGUUGUAGACUUUGAGCUAAGCUGUCAGCUGUAGCAUCAAAUUAAAGAACAUGAGAUGUGAGCGAUUACUAAUCUUCUCAUCCAGCUCUAGGCCAAGAGAGAAUAAGCACCUAAAAUGACCAAAAUAUUGAAUUAAUCACAAACAACAAACCUGAUAAUGUUAUUUUAAUGUGCAGGUAAACUGCUGGCCUGAAUGUGAGUAUGACUGUGUUGAUAUUUUUGUUUUUUCUUCUUCUUUGUUUCCACACACAGUGAACGCUAAGCUAACAAAGUCCUUCUACAGUAUAAAGUGUUGACAGGAAAGCUCGUUUUAUCCUUUUAACUUCCUUCUCUUUCUCUCUCACUCUCUUUUCAUUUCCUGUGUGCGUGUGUGUGCGUCUGUGUGUGUGUUUUUCUCACCCACCAUGAAUGUUUAAAAAGGAGUGUCAAAGUGACAUUUCUGAUGCUAUUUAAGAGUUUAUCACUGGAGCGAAAGGGAGGUCCUUUUUGCUGAUUAUCUACCUCGGUUUGCCUCAUGGGUAAACCUCCCACUGUAAAUUUAAUAACUACUUAAACCUUGCGUUGUGUGAUGGGCUGCUUCCGUCACAUUACACUUUAUACUUCCUCGUCUUCUCUCCUCGCUUUGUUCUGAUGUACGGGACAGUAAGGGCGCUGCAGCUCACUCCUGUCACUCCACCUGUGGUGUGGACUGAAGGAUGUAACACACACUCACAGUUUAUUAUUUAUCACCUCAGAUGUUGCUGAGGCACUGAGCCAGUAUUAAUAGGUCUUUGUUCAGUUUUUUUUUUUUUUAUCAGUUACUGAUAUAAUGAAUGUCUGUUUUAUCUUUCUUUUUUCUUCUUUAUGUCGGUGUGCAGUCGCCCUUGCUACUCCUGUUUUUAUACUACCUCGUUUAAGAUUUAAUUUUAUUGUCUUAUUGUUUUCCUAAACUCAGGGAACAAAGUUUAGUACGUUCGAAAAGUCGUGUAGUGUUAUAUGAUGGACUGACAGGGUAUCUUCUCAGUACUAAGAAGUUUUCGUGUGUAAUUGCCUCAAAGAAAACGCUAUGAAUGUAUCUCUGACAUUAUGUGCCAGCAGCUCAGAUGUUUGUGCUGCCCUCCCCACAGACGGACACAUCUGCGGGUUCUUUAAUGUCUGUAUGUUGACUUCUUCUUCAUUGUAUCUGUGUAAAGAUUCACACCAGAAGUGCUUGCAGCGGCAUGUCGGUAUGGAAAAGCUUUAUGAUCGGCCUUAAUGUGGACAGCGUUUCCUCAGACUCCAAAACCAAAGCCUAAUCUCUCUGAGGGAGACGCCCCACGUGAGGAUGCAACACA
Molecule: messenger RNA, 5835 nt
Organism: Oreochromis niloticus (Nile tilapia)
Lineage: Eukaryota; Metazoa; Chordata; Actinopteri; Cichliformes; Cichlidae
Gene: prtga
Product: protogenin homolog a (Gallus gallus)
Exons: 19
Coding region: 196-3720 (1174 amino acids)
Biological process (GO): cell-cell adhesion
Molecular function (GO): protein binding
Source: RefSeq, a predicted model, not a curated record